Tetrahymena thermophila SB210 is the source of this 165-nucleotide messenger RNA. Its product is annotated as tubulin/FtsZ family, GTPase domain protein. NCBI's taxonomy places the organism in Eukaryota, Ciliophora, Oligohymenophorea, Hymenostomatida, Tetrahymenidae. The record is from RefSeq and is a predicted model, not a curated record. The transcript has a single exon.
AUGGACUUCGUAGAAGCUAAAACAACUUUAGAAAAUAUUAUUUCUGAUUAUAAUGAAUUUGAAAAUUGCAAAAGUAACUGUGAAAUAAUAGACGAAACACAUAAUCAAAAUAAAUUAUCAUAAUUUGAAUAAGACUCUAACUGCUUUACCUCUCUGAAUUUCUGA